AACGCAGGGGGAGGCGGGGCCCUGGCAUGAGGGGCGCAGAGACGGGGAGGGGGUCUGGCUGGGUCAGGUGGCUGAGGGGUUCUGGGGAGGCCCUGGUGGGGGUGAGUGAAGCUUUGGGGGAUUUUUGGUUUCUAAUUUUGAUUUUUUGUAUCCUCGGUACUGGUGCCUCACACAGCCGCCCUCAGACCUGCCCCCCCAUUGCCUAGCUCAGGAAAGUGACACAGCCCCUGUUGCCCAGCCCAGAGGCAGCCAUGGCUGCAAGAGAGCCCUGUGGAAACCCUCUGGGAGGAAGUGACACGUCCUGUCUGUCUGGAGGAUUUCACAGCCCCUGUCACUCUGGAGUGUGAGCACGUUUUCUGCCAGCCCCCCCUCAGCCCUUGGUGUGGAGACACUGAGCAGCAGGGACCCCUCCGGCCCAGCCAGAAGCUGGCAAACGUGGUGGAACUAGCCAAGCCGCUGAGUUUCCAGGCAGCGGAGAGAGCAAGAUGGGACGGGGUGUGUGGGGAGCACCAGGAGGCUCUGCACCUGUUCAGUGAAGAGGAUCAAACUCCCAUCUGUGUGGUGUGUGACAGAUCCGAGGCUCACACGAUGGUCUCCAUACAGAAAGCUGCCCAGGAGUACAAGGAAAUAUUGGAGGCCCAUUUGAAGACUCUGAGGGAAGAGAGAGAAAUGCUGCUGGGAAGGAAAAUGACAGCAGAGAGGAAAAGCCAUGAGUAUCUGAAACAGACACAAGGCGAGAGGCAGAUGAUUGUGGUUGAGUUUCAGCAGCUGCGUCAGUUCCUGAAGGAGCAAGAGCGACUCCUGCUGGCCCAGCUGCAGAAGCUGGACGAGGAGAUUGUGAGGCUCCAGACUGACACUGUCAGGAAACUCUCUGCGCAGAUUUCCCGUCUCAGCCAGGUGAUCGGUGAGCUGGAGGGGAAGUGUCAGAAGCCAGGGAGUGAAUUCUUGCAGGGCGUCAGAUGCACCUUGCGUGGAUGUGAGAUGGGGCAGUUCCAGCUGCCAGAGGAGAUUUGUCCUGAAGUAGAAGAACAAGUCAGCAGUUUCUCCCAGAAAACCAUUGCGCUGUCGGAAACUCUGAGGCAGUUCAAAGACACUCUGCCCUCGGCACUGGAGAGAACAAGAGGAAAAUCCUUGGGAGCUUUCAGACAAGGCUGCAGAACAGCCAUGUCUGUCUCCAGUACAGCCAAUGGCCUGCAAAGCCAGGGACAGGAAAUGGCUGUGGAGGAGCCAGUGAGCUUUGAGGAGGUGGCACUGUGUUUCUCUGAGGAGGAAUGGGCUCUGCUGGACCCGGGCCAGAGAGCCCUCUACAGGGAUGUGAUGCAGGAGAAUUGUGAAGCUGUGAGCUGGCUGGGCCAAUGGGCGUGUCACCUCCUAUUAGCAGGGACAGAGGAAGCGCUUGCAUCUGACCAAGGAUUUCCAGUCUCCGAAGCUCAUGUGAUUUCUUGGGAGGAGCGAGGAGAGGAGCUGCAGAUCCCUGAUCUCCAGGGCUGUGAAGAAGGGGAGAUCAUCAGUGACACCCACACAGCAGAUGAUGGGAUGCUGAAUGAGAACAAUGAGGAGAGUCUUCAGCAGCAAGCACUAGAGGAAAUGACUCCACAUGUAAUGUUAUUGGCAAGAUCUGAAGGGCGUGUUUCCCAGAAACCUGAGCAGGGAGAGAUCUGUAAGAGUCAGCAUAGCCUAGACAGGCAGCAGGGAAACCAUCCAGAGAAGGGACAGGGUAAAUCUCGUCACAGGAGCAGAGGAGUGAUAAAGAUAGAAACCAUUCAACAGAAAAUCUCCCAUGAACAAGCCCCCUCCACAUACAAUGACUAUGCCACUCUUGUUGAACAUCAGAGAAUCCACAGAGAGAAACCCUUCAUCUGCUCUGACUGCGGGAAAAGCUUCCUUUGGAAAUCACAUCUUAAUCAACAUGGAAGAAUCCACACAGGAGAGAAACCUUUCAGCUGCUCUGACUGUGGGAAGACCUUCAGUAGGAACUCAACUCUUAUUACACAUAAGAGUGUCCACACCGAGGAAAAACCCUUUUAUUGCUCUGAAUGUGGGAAAAGCUUUAGUAGGAGAUCAAAUCUUUCUAGACAUCGGAGAACCCACACAACAGAGCCAUGUUUCAGCUCCUCUGGCUGUGGGGAAAGCUUCAGGGAGAGAUCAGACCUUGUUAGGCACAGAGGAAUCCGCACAGGGGAGAAACCCUUCAGCUGCUCUGACUGUGGGAAAAGCUUCACUUGGAAAUUACAUCUUAAUCUACAUAGGAGAAUGCACACAGGGGAGAAAUCCUUCAUUUGCUCUGACUGUGGGAAAAGCUUCAUUUGGAAAUCACAUCUUACAGCACAUAGGAGAAUGCACACAGGAGAAAAACCCUUCAGCUGCUCUGACUGUGGGAAAAGCUUCAUUUGGAAAUCACAUCUUACAGCACAUAGGAGAAUGCACACAGGGGAGAAAUCCUUCAUUUGCUCUGACUGUGGGAGAAGCUUCAGGAGGAACUCACAUCUUGUUACACAUAGAAGAAUCCACACAGGAGAGAAACCCUUCAGGUACCCUGACUUUGGGAUGUUUCAGUAGGCGCUCAUAUCUUCUUACACAUAGGAGAAUCCACUGUGGAAAGAAACCAUUUGAUUUCUCUGAGGGUAUGUCUACACUACAAAGUUAGUUCAAAAUAACGGACGUUAGUUUGAACUAACUUUCAUAGGCGCUACACUAGCUCUCCGUUAGUU
Molecule: messenger RNA, 2711 nt
Organism: Pelodiscus sinensis (Chinese soft-shelled turtle)
Lineage: Eukaryota; Metazoa; Chordata; Testudines; Trionychidae
Source: RefSeq, a predicted model, not a curated record